UUAUUAGUCAAUAACUUACCGAACAUCCAGUCGAACUCAAGGUUUCAUUUCAUCCACAUCAUAACAAACAAUACCCGCCAUUCACCACUAGAUGGAGCCAAACACCCUUUCAUUUUACACAAACCUCCAUCACACGGUGCCAUUGACACGUCUGGCCUCUGCUUCCUCAGAUAAAUGCUGCAAGCGUGUUUAUGUCUGCAAAGGAGAAAAGGAUGUGUCUGACCGUUGUAAACAUGGAGCUACCGCUAUGCAGCAUCACUCCUGCUAUGCCUUAAUAAGGCCAUGUUCUCCGUCUGUCCACUUAUUCACUGUUUAACUCUCCGUCGAGUCAGGCCACCUGCUUAUACAAUCACUGUCAACACAAAGCAUGCUGGGAGAGCACCAUUUAUCUUCAAGUUUUCUUUCCUCGAGUGCACAAAUAGUCUGAUAGCACUUUUGAAAGUGACAGUGUUUAGAUUAAACGCUGACGCACUGUUAUCUUGAGAGCAGAGACAGGAAAGGGAAUGAUCAGGACAAGCAGUGCCAAAUAGUUUACUAAUACUUAAUGUCUCGUUCUAAUAGAGACUUUUGUGUUUGUUUUGUUUCUGGUCCUUUCAAAAGUGGGUGAUGAUGGGAGGGGUUACUGAAAAACUCAUUCAGUCCAGCAUCAGAGCAGAGUAUUAUAUGGUAAAUCCCUCUGUUCACCUUUCUAGAUCACACUGCAAGAGCUUUCCUCUCGGACGUCCGGACCGAGUCUGCUGUCACUGAAGAUGGAGGCUGAGAAGGGAACAUUAGAGGCAGGUACCAAAGAGCAGGCCGAUACCAUGGGUCAACUGACAGCAGAACAGCUGGCCGCUAUAGAGGAUGAAGAGAUCCUCAAUAACAUGCUAGAUAAGGCUGUGGAUUUCGAAGAGAGGAAAAUGAUCCGGGCUGCCAUGAGAGAACUGCUCAAGAGGAAGAGGGAACGGCGUGAUCGUGAGCGGGCGGCCCGCAUGGAGAACCUGCGUCAGGGCACUGGAGGAAAGACAUCUGCUAGCCUCAGUAAGGAUCAGAAAGCCUCUAAUGGCCCCGGCGGUGCUCAAUUCAACGCACACAGAACAGCUCAGGCAAAAACACUUUCACAACCAACCUCAGUUUCCUCUCCGAAAACGGUGAGCAGCCCGGCUCAGUCCCAUGUGGCCAGGGUUAAAAUGUCUGGCGGUUCGGCAGUCGGAGGCCCAAACACCAAAGAUGUCAAACAGAUGCUGCUGGACUGGUGCCGUGUGAAGACUGAGCCAUAUGAGGGUGUGAACAUCCAGAAUUUCUCCUCUAGCUGGGCUGACGGUCUGGCCUUUUGUGCACUGGUGCACAGGUUCUUUCCAGAGGGCUUUGAAUAUUGUACUCUUAACCCUUAUGACCGCAAAUCCAACUUUGAGAAGGCAUUCAAGACUGCAGAGAGACUAGCCGACUGUCCUCCCCUGCUGGACGUUGAUGACCUGAUGCGGAUGCGGGAACCCGACUGGAAGUGCGUUUACACGUAUAUCCAGGAGUUUUACCGCUGCCUAGUAGAAAAAGGCCUUGUCAAGACUAAAAAGAAGAUGCCAUAGAAACACAAAACUCCCACACUGUGAGUGUUUUCACGGACCAAGAGACUACAACAGGCACACAACACAGCAUACAUGUGACCUGAAGCUUUGCCAAAGACCAAAGAGUCUAUUACAUUCUUAUGCUCGUCUCUGUUUCAUAUCAGCACAUGCAGUGGAUGAGGAUUAUAACCUGUAUGUUUGGCACUAGGGUACAGCUGGGGCUCUGAAACUGCACAUUCCAGCGAGAUUACACAUGCAUUAAUCUCAGUAUGUGCUCAGAGAUUGUGUAAAUGUGUGUGUGUGUGUGUGUGCGCGAAUGUCUUUUUAUGGUACUGCUACUCCCCAUUUUGAAAGUGCUCCAGCAGAGAGACAUCAGGCUUAUAAGGGCAUGAGAUCUAAUGCUGAAUUAUACUUAUCCCUGAUUUAUCGUUUGUUUAAAAAUACUGACGGGCACUUGUACUGUUAUGUAAAGGAGUUCAGAAAAGAAAACAACGUUUUAAAAGGGCUACAUUUAGAAUUCAGAAGCAUGCGUUAUUAGCGACGCCGGUGGCUCUUAAGUGAACUGCAGCUAUAUUUUUUUCAUGACUUGACAUGAUCCAAUGCCUUCAACAUUCUGAAAAUAUGUACUGCUUACGAUAGUUAGGAAACCAAUAAUAUACAGAUAAAUGA
This is a messenger RNA of Danio rerio (zebrafish), 2213 nucleotides long. Lineage: Eukaryota; Metazoa; Chordata; Actinopteri; Cypriniformes; Danionidae. The record is from RefSeq and is a predicted model, not a curated record.